Molecule: messenger RNA, 216 nt
Organism: Colletotrichum tamarilloi
Lineage: Eukaryota; Fungi; Ascomycota; Sordariomycetes; Glomerellales; Glomerellaceae
Exons: 1
Coding region: 1-216 (71 amino acids)
Source: RefSeq, a predicted model, not a curated record
AUGAGUGGCUUGCUCCAUCAUUGGCCGGAGCUAUCGAGGAUAGCUGAUAACGUAGCUUGGAGCUCAAUCGCGCCAUGCAGUCACCCCGCACCUUGGCCUCUUGAGUUCGGCUCUCCGUUCACAACUCUCUCAGUCUCUCACCUUAUCACCUCGACUGCCUCCAACUUCCUUCACCUCUCCCUGAUUUGGAUAACUUACUUGGCUCGGCCUACUUGA